CCUAGAGAGUCGGGAGCCGGCGGCGGCGCUGCGGCCGCGAGGGAGGGCAGCGGGAGCAGUGGGGCUGGGCGAGGAUUCCCGGGCCAGCCCAGCGGGCUCUGCCGUGGCGACAUUCCGGCCGACACUUGGGACCCUGCGGGCGGCGUCGCAGGUUGAGGAAGUGAAGAGAAUAGGCAUAAAUGGUGGGAAAUUUCCAUCAACUUGGAAAACACAAUAGAAUAAAUAAUUCUUGGCCACGAGGUGAGAGCCCAGAGAGUCACAAGGUCAAAGGAUCCUGUCCCAUUUGUCUGUGGUGACAGCCCCCCUCCCCCCAAAAAGGAACGCCUCACCCUUGAACAAUGCAAGUGUCCCUGGGAAGCUGAAAAGGUACAUGCAAAUGAUGAAAUAAAUCACAUCAUUUCAGAAAUUUCUGCUUGGCAUAUUAGCCAGACAAGAAGGGCUAAUCUAUCUAUGUUCUGAGUGCCGCUGUCUACAAGACCCUCAUAACAGAACUGAGGCCCAAGUCCAGCGUGCCACCAUACCCCACCCCAGACAUUACUCUGGGGUCUGCCCGAGGCCAUCAGUGUGAAGAUGACCAGUGCCUUCCUAGCAUGACUACCUUGGACCAUGUGAUUGCUACCCACCAGUCAGAGUGGGUCUCCUUCAAUGAGGAGCCACUCUUUCCUGUCCCUUCUGAGGGGGGCACCGAAGAGCACCUCCCAGGACUGUCUUCUUACUCAGACCGGUCUGAGAGCUCCUCCGGGGAGAACCAUGUGGCACAUGGAGGCUCUCAGGAACUUUCCCACUCAGAGCAGGAUGACUCCUCUGAAAAGUUGGGCCUCAUCUCUGAAGCGGCGUCCCCUCCUGGGAGCCCCGAGCAGCCCCCACCUGACCUGGCCUCGGCCUUCAGCAACUGGGUUCAGUUUGAAGAUGACACACCCUGGGCCAGCACGUCACCACCUCAUAAGGAAACAAGGGAGACAGCCAUACCAUUGACGAUGCCCUGCUGGACGUGCCCUUCCUUCGACUCCUUGAGGAGAUGCCCUCUGACCUCCGAGAGCAGCUGGACCACACAUUCUGAAGACACCAGUAGUCCUAGUUUUGAUCCCUCAUACACCGACCUGCAGCUUAUCAAUGCGGAGGAACAGAUGAGUAGCAGGGCUUCUCAGGCUGACUCGACUGGUCCAGCCCAAGUGCCUACUCCUCUAAGAAGCCACCUUGGAUUCCUUGUCAUGCGCCCCAGAGAUGCACCAACACCCCAAGACGAGAGGACGGAGUGGCAGACAGGCAGGCAGACGGCGGUGAGUCCUGUUCAAGCAUGCACGGAGCAUACCUCUACCUGCACCCAAGUCCUGGACCCCUCACCACCCUUACCCCACCCCAGGAGGAGCCAGAGCCCCUGCGGGGGUCCGGAGGGGGCCUCUGCUCCCAAUGACAGUUCUUCCUCACUCCAGGAAGAUGAAGAGGUAGAGAUGGAGGCCGUCAGCUGGCCGGCCAGUAGUCCAGCCACGAAUGGACACCCUGCAACUCCAGUGACUUCUGCUCGUUUCCCCAGCUGGGUCACUUUUGAUGACAAUGAAGUCAGCUGCCCUUUGCCACCAGUCACCUCUCCCCUGAAGCCAAACCCACCGCCUACUGCAUCUGUGAUCCCAGAUGUACCUUAUCACUCAGCUGGGUCAUUUAAGAAGAGGGAACGUCCCAAGAGCACAUUGAUGAACUUUUCCAAAGUUCAGAAGCUGGACAUUUCCUCCUUAAACCAUCCGCCUUCCAUAACCGAGGCUCCACCUUGGAGGGCAACCAAUCCUUUCUUGAAUGAGACUCUGCAGGAUGUACAGCCUUCCCCCAUCAACCCUUUCAUUGCUUUUUUUGAGGAGCAGGAGAGACGCUCUCAAAACAAUUCCAUUUCCAGUGCCACAGGCAAAAGCCAAAGAGAUUCUCUCAUUGUCAUCUACCAAGAUGCCAUCAGUUUUGAUGACUCAAGCAAAAACCAGUCACACUCUGAUGCCGUUGAAAAACUCAAACAACUCCAGAUUGAUGAUCCUGAUCACUUAAGCAGUGUGACACUACCAGAUGAUGACCCGAAAGCCUGGAUUGAACUAGAUGACCACCCACCUGGUUCAGGGCUGUCCCAGCCCAGGGAUGGGUGGCCAAUGAUGCUAAGGAUCCCUGAGAAGAAAAACAUCAUGUCAUCUAGGCACUGGGGACCCAUCUACAUCAAACUGACAGACAGUGGUUACUUGCAGCUGUAUUAUGAGCAGGGCCUAGAAAAACCAUUCCGUGAGUUCAAGCUGGAGAUCUGCCAUGAAAUUUCGGAACCCCGGCUCCAAAACUAUGACGAGAAUGGCAGGAUCCACAGCUUGCGAAUAGACCGUGUCACCUACAAGGAGAAGAAGAAAUACCAGCCCAAACCUGCUGUGGCCCACACAGCAGAGAGGGAACAAGUGAUCAAGCUGGGCACCACCAAUUACGAUGACUUCCUCAGUUUCAUCCGAGCCGUUCAGGACCGGCUCAUGAAUCUGCCAGUGUUGUCAAUGGACUUAAGCACAGUGGGCUUGAACUACCUUGAAGAGGAGAUUACUGUGGAUGUCAGGGAUGAGUUCUCUGGCAUUGUGAGCAAGGGAGACAACCAGAUUCUCCAGCACCAUGUCCUGACACGGAUCCACAUUCUGAGUUUCCUCUCUGGGCUUGCAGAGUGCCGCUUGGGCCUCAACGAUGUCCUUGUCAAAGGGAACGAAAUAGUUUCCCGGCAGGACAUCAUGCCGACCACCACCACAAAGUGGAUCAAGCUCCAUCAGUGCCAUUUUCAUGGGUGCGUGGAUGAGGAUGUAUUCAACAACUCCCGGGUUAUUCUGUUCAACCCUUUGGACGCCUGCCGGUUUGAGCUAAUGCGGUUCAGGACAAUAUUUGCAGAAAAGACCUUGCCUUUCACACUGAGGACAGCAGCAAGCAUCAAUGGGGCAGAGGUGGAGGUGCAGAGCUGGCUGAGGAUGUCAACCGGCUUCUCCUCUAACCGGGACCCUCUCACCCAGGUUCCCUGUGAGAAUGUGAUGGUUCGUUACCCCGUGCCCAGUGAGUGGGUGAAAAACUUCCGCAGGGAAAGUGUCCUGGGGGAAAAGUCUCUAAAAGCUAAAGUGAACCGGGGGGCAAGUUUUGGUUCAACUAGUGUAUCUGGCUCUGAGCCUGUCAUGAGAGUAACUCUGGGAACUGCCAAGUACGAGCAUGCCUUCAACUCCAUUGUGUGGAGGAUAAACCGACUGCCUGACAAAAACUCGGCUUCUGGUCACCCACACUGUUUCUUCUGCCACCUUGAACUUGGCUCUGACCGGGAAGUGCCUUCCAGAUUUGCCAGUCACGUGAAUGUUGAGUUCAGCAUGCCCACAACUUCUGCCUCUAAAGCUGCCAUAAGAUCCAUCUCUGUGGAAGACAAGACUGAUGUCAGGAAGUGGGUCAAUUAUUCUGCACACUACAGCUACAAGGUGGAAAUUGAGCAAAAAAAGAGUUUGAAGCCAGACUUUGAAGGAGAUGAAAUGGAAAAUCCCAAGGAGUGUGGGGUCCAGUGACAAAGCCCUACUGCAGGGGGCAUGACCCAAGUUCUCAUGAAUAGCUGAAGUUCAAGUCAGUACCUACCAUGACUACUCCAUGUUGGGAACAGUAUUUUGGACCUUCCUUUUGUAGUUACCUGUAUUUUAACAGGAAACCUUGAGGUGGUUGCUUUGGAGAGACUGUGAUAUGCCUGAUGAUGCACCUAGUUCACCUGACUUUUGGGGCUUAUUGUCUAAUUAAGCCUCCUUUUCUUCACUCUGCUUAUCUCAAAGCUGUUGGGUGUGGUUUGUUGUCACUGUUGGAGUCAGGAAGAGAACCUUCCACAUGAGUGUUGGCCCCAUUUCCUUCUGAUGUUCAUCUGUCCCUUACAUGAUUUUCUAGAAAACACAGUCUUGAGAAAGUUCAUUCAGAAUCCACCUCUGUCACUCCCUCUAGAAAAAGGUUCAGAAGAGGUGAGGUACAAAACAAAUUUCCUCUUUGGGUCUACUAAGCUCUUUGUACAUGUCUCCGUUCUUUAAAUGUUAACACUAUGCAACAGAAGUUUUCAAGACGUUUCCCUCCCAGUUCUGUAUGGUUUUGAUUAAAACACUUUUUCCAUCUCUCUGUUCCCAGGGUUCACCACCCUGAGUCACAAUAAACAAUGGAAAAAAGGCACAAUAGGAUACUUUUUUAUUCUGUGAUUAGCCCCACAUUCUGCAAAGGGUGGCUAUUGAAGGGAAAGCAAAACUGAGCUGAUUUUUCUUCAUUCUGGGGAAAAAGGCCAUUAAUUGUAACAUAAUAUUCAAUUCAGGAGACAACUUCAAUCUCAGAGAAUUCCCAAAUUCACAAGGAAAAAUACAGGCCAUUUCUGUUUCUGAAACAAAUGGAUGGAGAUAUAUAUAUAUAUAUAUAUAUAUAUAUAUAUAUAUAUAUAUACACACACACACAUAUAUAUACACACACCUAUAUAUAUAUACAUAUAUAUGUGUAUAUAUAUAUAUAUAUAUAUAUAUAUAUAUAUAUAUAUAUAUGUAUGUAUGUAUACCUCAGGCAUUUGUCAGGGCAUUUGGGAGCUCUUUUUAUACCUCAAGCCUAUAGACAGUUGCAUGUCUCUUUAAUUCAGACUUUACAGGAAAUAUAAGUGGAAAAGAUAAUUUUAAAAGCUGUUUUAAAACUAAGCUUUUAGUUUUAAAAAUUUAAAAGCUGUUUUAAAACUAAGCUUUUAGUAUAUGAGCUCUCCCCCCAAAUUCAGAGUUUGAUAAUUACAAUAUUGUAACAGAUCUAAAAGGCGGAAGACUCUAGGGUAGAAAUGGAGGAAAGGCCUAUUUUUCUAAUGUUGGGAGCAUUAAAUCUGAUUCCAAGAGUCUGGGACACUCGAUCUUCUUUCCCUUCAUAUGUUCCUGCUUAUAUUCUGUACUUCUACUUCUUAUUUCUAUCUUGGUGUCUCCUUACCAUACAAGGAACUAUAUUGGCCAUCCCAAAGGGAAUACCUGCUCAGCAGCUUAAAGGCCGGUUCUAUCUGCCUUCUUCUCCUGUGAAGAAUAAAGUAAGGGGACAGAAAGCAUACCUGUAAGAUUUGUCAGAUGACACAGAGAAAUAAAUGAUAUAUCCAGUCUCAACUGGCAGAUUUGGGAUUAAUUUAUCCAGUGAAUUUUCACUGAAUUGUAACUACGUACUGACACUAGAACAUAGACAUCAUUACCAUUUUUUUUGAAAUACCUGAACAUAAGACUGAAACUAAAAGGAUAAAAUUCAGUAGGCAUUAACGAGACACUAUAUUCUGAGUUGCUUAAAUACAACCUUCUAAAUACAGAGUGGUGUUCCCUACGUGUGUGUUGACAGGAAGGUUGUUGAAAAAUCAUGGUUUCACAAUGGUUCCUGUAGAAAUGUUUUCUUAGGGAAACAGGACUUCAGUUUUGAAUUAGGAGUGUAUGGUGACUAUCACAAAGUUAAUGCAUUCAACCUGUGGUAACAGAAGCCCAGGGAGCCCUGCAUGCUGCACUGGUCAGUCCACAUUUGGAUGGAGGGUUGGAUUCAAUUGUGGAUACUAUGUUUUGAGAGAGACAUUAAUCAGUUGUGUCCAGAGGCAGGUGACCAGGGUUGUGAAAGGUCUAAUUAUAUAAGGGACAGGGGAAUAGAAUAGGAGAGAAUAAAAUAAUAUAGCUGCCCUGAAAUUUCCAUUGAGUUUUAAAAAGGGAGAAGAAUAAGACUUACCUGUGUAACUUCAAAGGGCAAAAAUAGGAACAAAGAGGAACUUUAUAGAUAACAGAUAUUUGCUUCAACAUAAGAAAGAAUUUUCUAAUAAGAGGUUCUAAAUGUGGUGGUUCUAAAGGGGAAAAGACUUGUGUGGUAAUAUUUCCUAUUGCUGCAAAUGCCCAAACAAAGGUUAAAAUAACCAUCCAUCCCAGAUGCUGUGAAAGGGGCACUGGAUUUGGGCUAGAUGGCUCCCAAGAUCCCUUUUGCAUAUAGGCUAAUCUCAGUAGUAACUCUCUAACUCUAGUUGUUUUCUCCUUGAUAAGUGGUUUUGUAAACUUUGUGAAAUACAUUGAGAUUUCCUGAAGGUCUCUGUCAAGUGAGGCAGAGUCCUUCCCCUGUUGUACGAAAGGCACAUGAGAUUUCUCACAGAAACAUCAAGAUGCACUAAAGAACUGGCAAGGUGAAGGUCAUUCUGACACCUUCCUUACCCAACGUUAGCACCUGCGCACCCUGUCAAGAUCUCUGCCUCACCUGCCAGCAUCACAUGUGUGCUGCCUGUUGGACGAUUUCUCCCCAUCUUAGUUAAUUCUCAUUGCCUUUGUGCUUUUACGUGGACUUUUUUUUUUCUUUCAACCAAGGGUUAGGAAAAUCCUUUCCAUGCUAUCUGCAUUCAGCAAGCAAAUUAUUAUUAAUAAUAAUUAAAAAAAAAAAACCUACCACCUUGAUUUCAUCAAAUUUGCUUUCCCACUACUGUUUUCGGGAAACUGAUUAUGGGUAGCAUUUGGGACUUUGGGGGAUAUAAUACUAUCUAUUUUUAGGCCUAGUGUUAUGUGAAUAGCCUACAUAGAAAACACAGGCAAAUUACCUUUUUGGUGUGCAGAUUCUUUUACUACCCUGGACCUGGAUUGUGUGUAUGUGUGUGGUCACAAGUAGUCCUUGUCUAUGUUAUCAAUAAUGUGAAGAUAUUAAAAGUAAAUUCACUUUACCAAUACAUAGUAUUACUAUUAGAACAUAAAUUAGAUGUCACAUGAUAUUAAGAGCUAUGCUUUCUUUUGAGUCUGAUGGCUUGCUUUGUGACUUUAUAGUAAAAGAGGAUGAGAAAUGUACUUGUCGUGAUAUGUCAAACAAGAGAAGCUAAGGUAUUUUGUGGUGGGCCAUUAAACCCCCUUUGCCACUCUUGUAAACAUAAUACUAGUUAUUUUUUCUCAAAAUUUUACAUUUCACUUAAAUAUCAUCUGGACAUUUUUUUUUUUUUUCAUUUGGUUCUUUCCCCGCUCUCAGCAUUCCUGCAUUAUUGGCAGGAUUCAUAACCCUUGAGAACAUUUUUUUUUAAUGCAAUAUAUUUCUUAUUUGAAAUGGGAGCAAUUUCUAUUCAAAUCCAGUGAGUGAGAGCAAGAGUUUAUUUCCUUAGAAAUUAAAGUCCCCAAGAAAUAUGAUCCAUGAUGGCAAGGAAUAUAUCUUAUUCUUUAUGUUCAGUACCUAGGAGAAAGCUUGGGAAAGGUUUCAGCCACCUUAAAUCCUUGCUGAUAGGACAAACAUAUAUCAGUGAAAUAAAAGGAAAUUAUUAGGGGGUGCCUGGCUGGCUCAGUUGGUAGAGCAUGCACCUUCUUUUUUUUAGAUUUUAUUGAUUUUGAGAGAGACAGUGUGCAAGCAGGGGAGGAGUAGAGACAGAGGUAGAGAAAGAAUACCAAGCAGGUUCUGCUCUGCCAGCACAGUGCCCAACAGAGGGCUCGAUCUCACGAACCGUGAGAUCAUGACCAGAGCUGAAAUCGAGAGUUGAACGCUUAACCAACUGAGCCACUCAGGCGCCUGGAGCCUGCAACUCUUGAUCUCAGGGACAUGAGUUCAAGACCCAUGUUAGGUGUAGAGAUUACUUUUAAAAGAAAGAAAAAAGAAAUUAUUAGGUAUUUAAUAAAUGUUUGUUAAACACACACUCACCUGAAACUCUAAGAAACUUAGCCCUUACUUAUCAACAAAUACUUCUAUUAAAAUAAGCAAGCAAGCUUUAUUUCCUGAAAGACUUAAUUUUUUUUUUUAUUCCUGCUUCCACUGUCAACUAAUGACUGUCAGCACAUAGCCUUCACGUGCAGCUGAAUUUAAACUACAGUUUUUCUCACUCAUAUUGAAAAACAUUUUUGUGCCCAAAAUACAGUAGCACAGAUGCUAUCCAUGAGUCAAGAUUAUUGAUUCAGUUUUGUUCCUUCAAGUCAGACAUGUCUUGCCCAUUUGAAUAGUCAGCAGGAGGAGAAAGCUUGGCCAAUCUUGGUGUGCUAUGUCUUUGGUUUCCCCACCAUUAACUACUGACUGGUGUUACUGUGUUUUGUCACCAUAGGCAGUUGGAGGACUGAGAUGGUAAGGAUGAAACUCGUGAAAUUAAAUCAUGAUUUCAGAGCUGCUUUCAAUCUCUUUAUGAGGUUAGUUGUGGGAAAGCACAGGAUGAUCUGAAAUUGUUUAAAAGCCUUGGGAAUAUUAAAUUAAUUUCAGUAGGAAGCAUUGCCACCUAGCCUACUUUAGAAUUCUCCCACUUGGGACUGGUAACUUUAAUGGUUCUCCAGAUGAUGAUCGUAAGUGAAUUCUAGCAUAUCUAGAGUUUUAGGUCAUGUUAAGAAUGCCAUUUAACAGAAAAUUCAAACAAAACUGACCAAAAAUGUCCACACACACACACAAAAAAUCACCUAGUAAACAAAUCAUCUUUAACAACUUAUACCAAGUCCCAUUCAAACCGUGACUGCUCUUCAUAUAAAAAUAGUCAUCUCAUUCUCCCCAAGUUUUCAAGAUGUUUUCUAAACAUUGCCGAUGUCUGCCAAUUUCCUACAAGUCACCAUUUCUCCAUCAUUUCUUAAUUGUGCUUUUUGUAAAGGAAACUUGCACUGGGUAUUGUGACUUAUAUUUAUGUAUUUAAGGAAUUAAAAAGUAAACAAGAUGUAGAAAAUAAAUGUAUCAGUAAUAUUUUCCCACAUAUUAUCUCAAAGAAGAAAUACGGAGUUUUACAUUUCUUCUAGUGUGCCUUAGCAAAUCUGACUGAGAGUCUCAUCUUUUUUUGUUUGUUUUAAGAAUUGGGGGAAAAAUAUAUCUCUGAACUUGCAAUUCCAAGCCUGUACAGAUAGAAACUAUCCAUAGGAAGGUGUUUGGUAGUGUCUACAGAGAGGCAAAUAAUAGUGGGUAAUGAAAAGCCACAAAAGAGCAGACUUAAAAAUGAGAAUUUCAACAUGAAAAGGUAAAGUGGACAGAGGUGACAAACAGCACUAGCCACCAAACUUGAACUAGAGGCUAUCCCUUAAAAGCAAGGGACAAAUAAAAGGUUAUGCAGCAAGGAUAAACAGAAUGAUUUCAGUUCAACAAAUGUUUAUCAAGUGUCUACUCUGGUCAAAGUGCUGUGCUAUCAGCCAGCUUCCCUAAAGGGAGGUAACGUCAAAGCCAAGGACACUGAGAAUUGUUGAUGUGAAGUCAUCAGAGGGAGUGUACUUUAUCAAGGGGAAAUUGGGGUUUCUAUGACUCUUUGAAGGACAUAGUCAUGGAGACAAUCACCAUGUGAAGUAACCUGCUCUUUUCCCAAUCAGGACUCAGUAACCUCACCUAAAAAAGUGAGGAAGCUGGACUAAUUGUCCCCUUAGGUCCCUGCCCACUUCAGUUUCAUGGAUUAUUUUAUAAAAUAUCCUUUGGUGCCACUGUCAGUGAUACUUCAUGUCAUGGGUGCUCUUCAUAUAGUCUCAAGAACCAAGAAAUUUAAAAUUUGAAGAUUGGGAAAAUCAGCUGGCCUAUCUUUUUUCUUUUCCUGUCUUCAUCCCUUACCAUCUGCCCAGACAACAAACACAGUCCUCUGUUAUGUAAUUGUGUAGUUGGAGGAUCAAAAGGAUGGUGAACAUCAGUUAGAACACUGCCCUGUAAGUUCCACUGACAUCAUCCAGCACAACAGUGGUGUGAAUGUGGAGAGGAACAGACCAAACAGGUCUCCGAAAUGGAUGUUAGGACUUGAGUAUCACUUGAAGCAGAAGUAGAUCUAACCCUCCAAGGUACUGAGGGGCCACGUUACAAUGAUCUGUGAUUUAUAGAUAUGUCCUUUUACACAACAGACUGCAGAAAUUGAGGGAGGGGGGGAAAAGUGCUCCGUAAAUAUGCUGGGACUAUUUGUAAAACAGUUAAGGCAAAACGAGAUGAGAGAAAGGGUCAGGCCUCUUUAUAUUCUCACUGUCUCUUAAUAACAUGAAAAUGUAGUUUAAAUUUUUUUAAACAUGCACAAGAUACAAAAUACCAUCUUUUUAAUGUAUUAGUAUGACUUUAGUUUCUUAUACUUAGAAUUGGGUCAAAUGUAAUGGCUCGAUUCUAACUGGACAGAGCAAGAUAUUCUGGCAUCCCCUUCCUAUUUAGCUCCAUGCUGUGCCUCGGAUCAAACCCUCAGUGCCAGUCAUGGACACUAUCUAGCCACCAUCAUCGUGCCUCCGUGUGCUUCAGGAUCAGCAACUCCAUGUAGUGUCCAAUGUGAGCAGUUCUGGGAAAGCAGAUGUGCAGUCAGAACCUGACAGCAACCUAUUGGACCGAAGGGUUUAAGGGUUUAGAAGUAUGGGGGUGAAAGAAAGGAAGAUUAUGAACUCCUCUGACCCUAAGCCAGCAUUCAUUUAAACCUUUGUGUCCACCUGCCAACAGAGCCUGGAGAAAACUCUACCAUAUUCAAGAUAUUAAACAGAAUCAGUGUUUUAGCUAGGGAGUGUGAUAAAAGAGCACUCCUUCUCACCCUCCAUUUUUGUAAUGUCUGUAAGUGAAUUUCAGUCUGUUAGGAUGAUGGACCCUAGAUCCAAUGAGUGAUUCAGCUGAUCCAAGGCUUGUAUUUUUCCUUCAUUCAUCAUCCAUCUUCAUUUGAUAUAACUUCUUGUACUAUUGUGAUUAAUUUUAUGUAAAACCAGUUUACUUUAAAAAAAAAAAAAAGAAUAUGUGCCUAUGUAAUAAAGUCUACACACUGGCUAACUUUA
This is a messenger RNA of Leopardus geoffroyi (Geoffroy's cat), 10664 nucleotides long. It is a transcript of the gene STON2, whose product is annotated as stonin 2. Gene Ontology annotation, cellular component: synaptic vesicle; AP-2 adaptor complex. Gene Ontology annotation, molecular function: clathrin-cargo adaptor activity. NCBI's taxonomy places the organism in Eukaryota, Metazoa, Chordata, Mammalia, Carnivora, Felidae. The coding region runs from base 591 to 3539 and encodes 982 amino acids. Gene Ontology annotation, biological process: clathrin-dependent endocytosis; synaptic vesicle endocytosis; regulation of endocytosis. The transcript has 10 exons. The record is from RefSeq and is a predicted model, not a curated record.